Molecule: messenger RNA, 2188 nt
Organism: Papaver somniferum (opium poppy)
Lineage: Eukaryota; Viridiplantae; Streptophyta; Magnoliopsida; Ranunculales; Papaveraceae
Product: putative receptor-like protein kinase At3g47110
Exons: 2
Coding region: 11-1909 (632 amino acids)
Biological process (GO): protein phosphorylation
Molecular function (GO): ATP binding; protein kinase activity; receptor serine/threonine kinase binding
Source: RefSeq, a predicted model, not a curated record
AUCUAGUAAAAUGAGUUUCCUUCUGAUCAUCUGUAUUGUUACGUUUUCCAUGAAUUUCUCACCUGCAUUUCAGUCUGAAUUAACAAACGGAAACGAAACUGAUAGAUUAGCAUUACUUGAGUUCCACAGUAAGCUUACAUAUGACCCAUACGGAGCACUAGGCUCAUGGAAUAAUAAUUCCGAUCAUUGUAGUUGGAUAGGAAUUCAAUGUAAUCUUGAGAGUCCAAGAAGGGUUACCAGUUUGGAUCUAAGUGAUCAUGCGUUGAGAUUUAAAACAUCUAUACCUCCGGAUAUAGGAAAUAUUACAUUCUUAAUGACUCUGCGCCUCGGUGACAACGGCUUUUAUGGUGAAAUUCCCCAACAAAUUGGCCGUUUACUCCGGCUUGAAAAUCUAGAUUUGUCAGGCAAUUAUUUAUCUGGUGAAAUUCCAAGCUCCUUGAAGAACUGUCAUUUUUUGAAAGGCCUUUAUUUAACAAGAAACUAUCUUGAAGAGAUGAUUCCUCGAUCGUUACAGAGUUUGAAGGGAAUUGAAGAGUUAAACCUUUCACACAAUCACUUGUCUGGUCCAGUUCCAGAGUAUCUCAAGUCAUUUCCCUUCUUGGAGAUACUGGACUUGUCGUGGAAUAACUUUGAAGGUGAAGUACCAAAAGAAGGGAUUUUCAACGACACAAGUGCAUUUUUUUAUGAUGGAAACUUUGAGCUUUGCGGAGGACAUCCUUCACUACAGUUAAAUAGUUUCCCAAGAAAUAUUUCUAAGAAACUGAUGCUGAUUCUAAUAUUAUCUGGAGCUUUAAUUUGUGCCAUUAUCUUGGGUUUCUUCGUCAAAUUCUUUUCGAGGAGAAGAGCCAGAAUCAAACCUUCUUCUUCUGAAUAUCCAGUUAGUGAUAUGCUUCAAAAAGUCUCAUACAAACCUUCUUCUUCUGAAUCUCCAUUUAGUGAUAUGUUUCACAAAGUCUCAUACAAAGAGCUUCUUAGAGCAACGGAUGGAUUCUCCUCAAAAAAUUUGGCUGGAGUUGGUGGUUACGGUUCUGUUUAUGUAGGAAUUUUAACGCUGAGCCAGGAGAUAACAGCAGCUGUUGCAGUGAAAGUAAUAGAUCUUCAGAAACGAGGAGCUUUAAAAAGUUUCAAGGCAGAAUGUGAAGCGUCGAGAUGCAUUCGACAUCGCAAUAUUAUGAAGAUAUUGACUUCUUGCUCUAGUGUCGAUUUUAAGGGAAAUGAGUUCAAAGCUCUACUCUACGAAUUCAUGCCUAAUGGGAGUCUUCAGGACUGGUUGCACCCAACGGCCAAUCACAGACAACAUUGGAAGAAAAACAGGCCAUUUAAAUUUAUUGAGAGACUUAACAUAUCCAUUGAUGUUGCAUCUGCAUUAGAUUAUCUUCAUCGACAAUGCCAAACACCAAUAGCUCAUUGUGAUCUAAAGCCAAGCAAUAUUUUACUUGACGAGGACAUGAAUGGCCAUCUUGGAGAUUUUGGAUCAGCUAAGUUUCUUCGUGAUAUUAUCGUGAAUGUUGAUUGCAGUUCUUCAUUCGGGAUUAGGGGCUCGAUUGGGUAUGUUGCUCCAGAGUAUGGAAUAGGUACAGAGGUCUCUACAAAUGGCGACUUUUAUAGCUUCGGGAUCAUGUUGUUAGAGUUGUUUACAGGAAAGAGACCUACAGCCAACAUGUUCAAAGAUGGCCUUACCCUUCAUAGUUUUGCAAAAACCGCUCUUAUUGCGGAUAGAAUUAUACAGAUCGUUGAUCAUACACUUGUUCUUCUCCAAAAUGGUGAGAGAAAGGCCAAGUUCUGCAAGGCACUGACGGAGAUUAUCAAACUUGGAGUUACAUGUUCUAUUGAGUCUCCAAAAGAACGGAUGGAAAUGGAACUGGUCGUAAAAGAGCUGCAGUCAAUAAAGAAUGUGUAUCUCUCUUGAGAAUGAGGAAAUAUUCGGAAACAGUAUUACCAUUUCCAUUUACCAUCCGACUUAAGGAACACUGUGCUUCUAUACAAUUUAAAGUGUGACUCACAGUAUGUAGGAGUGUGAGAUCGAUAAAAAUGAUAUUGACUCUGAAAGAAGAUGCAGUCAAAAGUUCAGUGGAUAUUGUUGCUUCGUCUUAUUCGCUCACGAUUUCGCUUGAUGAUGAAUGUCUAAUCGUGUAUAUUCUUGUCUUCUUACCACUAACUCCACGUAAAAAUAUUUUUUUAUAGAAAU